Alternaria postmessia is the source of this 1206-nucleotide messenger RNA. RefSeq lists its product as uncharacterized. The coding region runs from base 1 to 1206 and encodes 401 amino acids. NCBI's taxonomy places the organism in Eukaryota, Fungi, Ascomycota, Dothideomycetes, Pleosporales, Pleosporaceae. Gene Ontology annotation, molecular function: cardiolipin synthase activity. The transcript is spliced from 2 exons. Gene Ontology annotation, biological process: cardiolipin biosynthetic process. Gene Ontology annotation, cellular component: mitochondrion; membrane. The record is from RefSeq and is a predicted model, not a curated record.
AUGGUUCCUUCAUUCACGGCGGGGGCCAAUGUACCUUUUCGCGCCAUUGCAGCUCUCUCGGACGCAUCUGUCAACCUAAGAACACUUUCGCGGCUUACACAGCGUCGACAAACGCUGUGUUCAGUCUCCUCACGUGCCUCUUGUACCUGGACUCGCGAUGACGUCAAAGCAAGCCGACAUCCCUUAGUAUACAAACCCUACAGGCAAUGUGGUAUUCGGCCCGCUAGUCUGUUCAGUACAUCAACCACGCGAAGACUGAAACUUGAAGAUGAAGUACCGAAUUCUUCGGCUUCAAGGAGCAGCACUGAGCACCCUUCGCCCGCCUCAACUUCCGCCAAACUCGCUUCGACCCUAAAAUCCACCCUCAAACUCGACAAACCGCGCCACGAGCAGAUUUGGAACAUCCCCAACAUUCUUACGUUUUCGCGUCUUGUCGCAACUCCUGUUGUUGGAUAUCUAAUCAUACACAACCACCAUCUAUACGCCUUCACUCUCUUCACCUAUGCCGCUUUCUCCGAUCUUCUCGAUGGUUGGAUUGCCCGGCGUUGGAAUCUCCAAACUGUUAUUGGAAGUGUCGUUGACCCCAUGGCCGACAAAUUCUUGAUGACAACUCUGGUAACGUGUUUGGCAGUGAACGGUAGUCUGCCGAUGCCACUAGCCGCACUAAUUCUAGGAAGAGAUGUCAGUCUGGCGCUCAGUGCAUUCUACUAUCGGUAUGCCAGUCUGCCGGCGCCCAAGACGAUGGCGAGAUACUGGGAUUUCAGCUUGCCGAGUGCGGAGGUACAUCCCACUACCAUCUCCAAGUUCAACACAUUCCUGCAGUUGAGUCUGCUGGGCACGCUGCUUUGCACCAAUUUGCUGCACGACCCUUCCGCCACCACAUCUGCAGCGGGGGGUUUGCUCAUGUCGAUCCAAGAUGCGCUAGGAGGUGAAGAAGGAGUUAAGACGAUGAUCCAGGGAAUUUCGGCUGUCGUCGCUAGUACGACACUGUACAGCGGCCUCGAGUAUACAUGGUCAAAGAAAGCAGUGGUUAUCUUGGGCGGAGAUGAGGCCUUGAAAAGGAAGCAAGGUUUCCGUGGUAGAAUGAUCAUGGCAGGUGGAUACGGUUCUUUCAUUGCGCUUGCAGCAUAUCUGUGGUUCAACGGCGAGGCUGAAGAGGACCUGAAGAAGGAAGCCAACAAAAAACUGGGUAGCAAAAGUGCAUGA